CCCGAAUUAAUUCUGCUCUCGAUCCGGGCAGAAGCUAGCUAGCGUCCGAGCGCAGGCAGGUAGCCAUCUCACGCGAGCGGCUCGGUCCGGUCCAGCCGUGGCCGUCCGAUCUCCCGAGACGUGCACGCACCGCACAGCUCGCACACCGGCAGCUUAGCGGCGUGCACCGCCGCUACGGCGGCCGUCUAUAUAUACACCACCACGAUCGCUGGGAUAGGCCGGCCGCCUCCGAAUUCAUUCAUCCCCUGCACACCACCGCUUGUCAACAAACUAGUAGCCGCGAGCUCGCCGCCAGCAUCCAAGCCGGCCGGCCGGUGGCAGGGACCCCGGCGUACGUCGGCGGCGCAGCUAACUGCCAUGGCGGCGGCGCACCAUCAGCAGCGUCCGCGGGCGGCGGCGGCGCUCCUCCUCGUGGCGGUGGCGGCGCUGCUGCUGGCGUCGGCGCCGCCGAGCGGGGCGCAGCCGCUGCCAUCGCCGGCUGCGGCUGCGCCGGGGCCGUCGGGCUCCGGCGGGAUCGACCCGGCGUGCAUGACGUCGCUGCUCAACAUGUCGGACUGCCUGACGUACGUGACCAAGGGGAGCACGGCGCGGCGGCCCGACGCGCCGUGCUGCCCGGAGCUGGCGGGGCUGGUGGGCUCCAACCCGGUCUGCCUCUGCGAGCUCCUCUCCGGCGCCGCCGACUCCUACGGCAUCGCCGUCGACUACGACCGCGCGCUCGCGCUCCCGGGGAUCUGCCGCGUCGCCACCCCGCCCGUCUCCACCUGCACAGCUAUGGGGUAUCACGUCCACGUGGGCCCAGCUGCGGCGCCCAUGUCAGGAUCUCCGUCGCCCAUGUCAGGCAUGGCUCCCUCCGGGGAGGGCCCAGUUUUCCCAGGGACAUCGCCGGUCGCGUCGCCUCCGUCCUCGACCAGCCACGCGGCGCGGCGCUCCUCCUCCGCCUGCGGCAUCCACCUCGCCGCCCUCGCCAUGCUGCCGCUCGCCGCCGCCGCCGCCGCCGCCAGCGGGAUGCUCUAGACUGAGGAGGGGCUCCACACCCCGCCGCUGCUUCGAUCAUCGAUUCCUUUGUCUCAACUCGAUCAACAUUGUCCUGCACAUUGCAUACAUAGUAUAUGCUGCUUGUUAUGCUCUGCACUGCUACCUGCUAGCUCUUGUAUACCGUGGUGGCUCGUGUGGCACUGGCCUGUGUUCUUGGCGGCUGCUGCUGCUGGGACGGUUACCGUUUUGGUGUGUAGUACACAUGACCCCCUGGAUUCCUUCACUUUGCUGUUGUGCGCCCUCUUCCUCCCGCUCACGCCUUCCAUGUGAUCCGUCUCUGCUGUGCAUAUCUUUACAAGGAUAGCCUUUGGCUGUCGUCACGAGUCACAGAACAUGGCACUGAAUCCCGGCGGCGGCCGGGGACGCGGACACGCGCGGAUCGGCCAGCGCCGCCAGCGUGAACCGAGCCGAGCGGCGAGCGUGGCGUCCUCGCCGGCAUUGAUUGUCCAGACCACGUCGAGUGAAUGAACCAACACGCCAGUCCGUUGGUGCCCAUUGAAUUCCCCCAACCGCCGCUUUGAUGGGCGGCGCUCCCAUCCCAUGUGACGCCACUGAGCUCGGCGGCAGCACUGAAGAAGCCUUUUUCCGCUGUGGUCACCAGGCCAAGCAGGCAAGCACUAAUUAGAAGUCCCUGUCAACAUAUCCGCGAGACUAAUUUACGAGAUAAAUUUAUUAAACAUAAUUAGUCAAUAAUUUGAUAAUACGAUGCUACAGUAAACAUAUGCUAAUUAUAGAUUAAUUAGAUUUAGUAGAUUUGUCUCGCGAAUUCGACUCAUUCAUAUAAUUAGUUUUAUAAUUAUCUUAUAUUUAGUCCUCCUAGUUCGGAUUUGAAGAUAGGGAUGUGAUAAGUACUGAACUUUAUUCCUUCGGUUUGGUUCGCUUGUGUCGGGUUUACGGGCAAGCGUCCAAGAAGGUUUUGUGCAGGUGCGGUCAGGAUUCUGUUGGGCGGAUGCACGGAGAAAGAGGAAAAGGGUGGCGCAGGAGGAUUCAUGAGAUGGCCAGAUGGGUCAGGCUCAGGAGUCAGGAUUCAGUUUCCAACUUUCAGAGGAGUCUCUCCUUCACCGUGCAUGCGAGUGGAGGUUUCGUGUAGACAUUCAGAAAACCUGGAUCCAUUUGGGAGCCGGAACAGGGACGGAGGAGGGAGCAUCUUUUCUUCAGCUGAUGUACAGAUCGAGAGAGCAACGCCGUCGCCUCCUGGACGGCCUUCAAUGGCUGUAUUCGCAUUUCCUCUUCCUCGUGAGUCCAUCGCGCUGGCCGGUGCAGCCUACAAUCUGUACAAUACAGUAUCACAGCCUAGACUUGCUGGGACUGCACACCAUAAAUAUAAGCACAAGAAAUCUUUCAAAAAAAAA
Messenger RNA from Panicum hallii, 2387 nucleotides. RefSeq names its product non-specific lipid transfer protein GPI-anchored 2-like. The record is from RefSeq and is a predicted model, not a curated record. The coding region runs from base 358 to 1014 and encodes 218 amino acids. NCBI's taxonomy places the organism in Eukaryota, Viridiplantae, Streptophyta, Magnoliopsida, Poales, Poaceae. The transcript is spliced from 3 exons.